Messenger RNA from Wickerhamiella sorbophila, 477 nucleotides. RefSeq lists its product as hypothetical. Lineage: Eukaryota; Fungi; Ascomycota; Dipodascomycetes; Dipodascales; Trichomonascaceae. The coding region runs from base 1 to 477 and encodes 158 amino acids. The record is from RefSeq and is a predicted model, not a curated record. The transcript has a single exon.
AUGCCCACACCGUUAAGCUCGUUGACCAAGUUGGUUGAUGAGUUAGCGACAGCGCUGCAGAAGAAGCGUGAGACCGAAGAAGAAGUUGUGGAGCUAGCGAAAAAAGUUCUGCAGGACUCGAUCGACGCCAACCAAGAGGUUUCAGAGCCCGUGGACGACGCUUCGACAGAACAGGCAGCUAUUGUGGCAGCCCGCGCCAUGGAUCUGAAAAUGACUUUACAGCAAUUGCAGUAUGUUCAGCAGGAAACCCUUGAUACCAUUGAUAGCGCGUCUGCCGCUAUUGCCCUCGUACGUAAAAGCGUUUAUGCGUCUGUCGCCGAGUGGCCCAACACGGUAGAGGCUGUUGGCAAUGACUAUCGCGAGCGGAUAACGGCAGAACAAGAAAUGUACUCUGCGAUAAAGCAGGAGCAGAGAAGGCUUUCUGGGAAGCUGAAAGUGCAGUUUGAUUUACUGCAGAAAUCCGUAUCUUCGAUAUAG